Messenger RNA from Botrytis cinerea B05.10, 979 nucleotides. RefSeq lists its product as hypothetical. Gene Ontology annotation, biological process: ribosomal large subunit biogenesis; intracellular mRNA localization. Gene Ontology annotation, molecular function: mRNA binding. Bases 170 to 772 code for a protein of 200 amino acids. NCBI's taxonomy places the organism in Eukaryota, Fungi, Ascomycota, Leotiomycetes, Helotiales, Sclerotiniaceae. The record is from RefSeq and is a predicted model, not a curated record. Gene Ontology annotation, cellular component: preribosome, large subunit precursor; nucleolus. The transcript has 2 exons.
GGGGGGCAUUCAUUGCUCCACCCCGUCCGCUAGCUCGCCGCAUCUCUUGGCAAAAAAAUGUAAAUUUCCAUCAAACCAUCGCAUAUCAGUAAAUCUUUUAUCGCAUACCAAAUCCUAUCACCAAACAUUCCUCCUCACAACACCACCGUUCAAUUCAACUACCAUCACAAUGGCGCCUUCCCGCACCAGUACCGUAAAAAACAAAAAUGCAUCCAAGCAUGCUGCAAACGGCUCUGGAAUCCGCAACAGCAAAACUGUUUCUCGAGCUCAAAGCGAUGGAGUCUCGAAAUCGAAAGGCAAAAAAGCUACACAGUCUAAGGGAGCCCCGCCAAAACAACAGAAGCAAGGAAGUAAAUUGGCGACGUUGAAGAAGAAGAGGAGAGUUUAUACGGAGAAGGAAUUGGGUAUCCCGGCGCUGAAUAUGAUUACACCAGUGGGAGUAGAGAAGCCAAAGGGAAAGAAGAAGGGCAAGGUUUUUGUGGAUGAUAGGGAAUCCAUGAUGACAAUUCUCGCAAUGGUAAACGCAGACAAGGAUGGUCAAAUCGAGAGUAAGAUGAUGAGAGCCCGACAGAUGGAGGAGAUUCGAGAGGCAAGAAAGGCAGAGCAUGAGAGAAAACAGCAGCUACAAAAGGAAAAAUUAAGUGAAAUGAAGCAGGGUUUGAGGAAAAAGAGAAAUAGAGGGGGAGAUGAUGAUGGUGAUAAUGGAAGGGGAGAGGCAUUGGCUGGAACGAAGCCUUUGAAGCCUAAAAAGAAGACCGUUUCUUUUGCUUGAAAGGUCUAAUUACGGAUUUCCAAUUGAAGAUUAUCAGAGUGGGAAAGACAGGCAGGCAGGCAUAAUUAUAUUCGGGCGUUAUGGCGAAUGCAACUUGGGUGGGACGAGGAUUGAAAAUGGCAUUUGAGAGAUACCAGCGGUGUAUUGACAUUAGAUUAUUACUGUGUUUGAGAAUUGCUACGAUGUCUAAAUAAAGUCUAUAAAACA